Beauveria bassiana ARSEF 2860 is the source of this 2319-nucleotide messenger RNA. Its product is annotated as protein arginine N-methyltransferase. The transcript has 4 exons. The record is from RefSeq and is a predicted model, not a curated record. The coding region runs from base 1 to 2319 and encodes 772 amino acids. Gene Ontology annotation, cellular component: cytosol; nucleus. Gene Ontology annotation, biological process: regulation of DNA-templated transcription; peptidyl-arginine N-methylation. Lineage: Eukaryota; Fungi; Ascomycota; Sordariomycetes; Hypocreales; Cordycipitaceae.
AUGGCCUCAACGGACUAUGAUCGCCCAUACUUUACCUUUGGGUACUAUGAUAGUACUAGAGAUGCGCCUCUGAGCGAUCUUCAAUAUGGGUACCUCUUGAACGAGGGAUUCAACUUUGCAGUUGCACCCAUAACCAACGAAAAUUUCAGGAAUCGAAUUUUCAAGCUCGUUCAAGAUCACCUUGAUCUGUUGGCCAAGUCUAGUUCCGAGGGUACUACUAUCGCCACUGCUCCUCAGGCUGACCCUAUCAUCCCUCCGCUGACCCCAGACGACACCGGCUUAUUCCCCUCGCAAGCUGUCAAUACCUACACUGGUUGCAUUAGCCCAUGGAUCGAUCUAGCAUCACCAAAUCCGAUCAUCGCAAGCAUUUCGCGACAGGUUCUGAAUCUUGAAAUCAACUAUGCAAGCUUCUGCGGACUUCGCAUCGUCAUGAUCCCCCCGCCUGAGCGGGAUGGCUCGCGAGGUACAGGAAACUCCGGUCUGGCGCAGUAUGCUCGUGCCGUGCAGGAAGCUCUGACCAUUGGUGCCAAUAUGAGCUUUGCUGUGCAAAUGCCCAUGUACCGUGAGCCAGGCAUUGACGGCGGUAUUGAAACGUUGUCCAGUCUCAACCCUGUGUCAAAUACCCCGCCAGUCUCUAAAAAGAUUGAUCUUUUCACUGCGUGGGACUCUUGGCACAAUGUGAGAAGUGUCUGCAAUUACAACUUGAGACUUUUCCUAGCCCUGAAGAUCCCGAAAGUGAUGCCUGAAAAGGCUCUGCAGGACCGCUGGUUCUCAGAACCUCUCAUGUACCUCACAUUCACACCAGAGGUCUUUCAGACGAAUGCUACUGGCAACCCAUCGCUUUCCAAACAUCACCGAGCCAUGAUAUAUGCUUACAUGAAGCUCAAGAGUACUCCUGGACUCCUGAUGUGGAAUACGGGACCUCGCGUUUCUCAUAUCAAAGGCAAUGCGCAAACGGUCAUUUUCGGAGAUGGCUUUCCACCGCUCUCGGGCGCAGAUGGUGAGAACGAGCCUGCUUCCGAAGAAAAUGACAAACCGUCCCCGUACAUUGAGUAUAUGCGAUGGCUAGAGUCGGGACAGCCACCGCUCACGAUCUUCGAGUCGCCAAUGCUUACCAGCUUUCAGGAUUGGCUGCAAUCGCCACUGCAGCCGUUAUCGGACAAUCUUGAGUCUGCGACAUACGAGGUGUUUGAGGGCGACCCCGUCAAGUAUAAUCAGUAUGAGGCUGCUACUAUGGAGGCCCUAAUUGAGUGGAAGAAGCUUAAAAAGCCGACCUCAAAGGGAGGCGUCGUCGUCAUUGCCGUGGCGGGCUCCGGCCGGGGACCACUCGUUACCCGAGCACUCAAGGCUGCCGAAUACGCCAAUGUGGAAGUUGAAAUAUGGGCUGUUGAAAAGAACCCCAAUGCUUACGUCUAUCUGCUGCGUCAAAACCAGAAUGUCUGGGACGGGCGUGUCAAGGUCGUCAAGACAGACAUGAGACACUGGAAAGGCCCUAUUAUUUCCGAGUCUGCCAAUGGCACAUUGUAUGGCAAGGUGGAUAUUCUGAUUUCCGAGCUGUUAGGCUCGUUUGGUGACAACGAGCUUUCUCCGGAGUGCCUGGACGGCAUCCAACAUGUCAUGGCACCCCGGGGCAUUUCUAUUCCGAGCUCCUACACGGCUCACUUUACGCCAAUUGCUUCGCCCAAGCUGCAUGCGGAUAUUCUUGCGCGCUCUGCGACCGAUUCGAAUGCGUUUUCGACGCCCUGGGUCGUGCACCUGUUCUCACUCGACUACAAUGCGCAGCGAGUGCCUGAUCAUCCGCGCAUCCAAGAGGCCUGGGAGUUUUCUCACCCGAUUCCCGAGUCUACACUGCAGGGAGUUGAAGCGCGGCGCUCUGGUGGCGUUGUCGGUGGCGGCGGCGGCAGCAUGGCUGGCGCGGCAGGUGCCAACGACCACAACUCACGCUUCUGCCAUCUCACGUUUGUUUGCCGCACCCGCGGUGUCACUCACGGCUUGGCAGGCUAUUUUGAGUCCACCUUGUAUGAAUCGCAAGUCGAGGAAACACGAGGCGAAAAAAUCGAAAUUAGCACGCACCCGGAGCGCAUUGAUGAGAAGAGCAAGGACAUGAUUUCAUGGUUUCCCAUCUUCUUUCCCCUCAAUCAACCUCUUUACUUCCCAGCGGAUACUGAACUAGAAAUUAGCAUGUGGCGGCAGACGGAUGAUACACGAGUGUGGUACGAGUGGCUCGUGGAAGCGUGGGGCUGGGUCGGAGAGAAUACUCGAGUCAAGGUUGGAUCGUCGGAGCUUUGCAGCAGUCGCAAGAUGGCGUGUCUCAUGUAG